Humulus lupulus (European hop) is the source of this 1122-nucleotide messenger RNA. RefSeq names its product F-box protein CPR1-like. The record is from RefSeq and is a predicted model, not a curated record. Lineage: Eukaryota; Viridiplantae; Streptophyta; Magnoliopsida; Rosales; Cannabaceae. The transcript has a single exon. The coding region runs from base 1 to 1122 and encodes 373 amino acids. Gene Ontology annotation, molecular function: protein binding.
AUGCCAUAUCUCAACACAGAUACGAUUAGUAUUAUUCUCUCACAUCUACCAGUGAAGACACUCCUACAAUUCAAGUGCGUAUGCAAAUCAUGGUACUCUCUCAUAAAAAGUCAUUAUUUCAUCACCAUGCACCUUAACAAUAACUCUACUACUCAUCAUGACAAGUAUCUUGUUUCUAAAUUUCCUUAUAAUAAUAACAAACCAGCAGUAAAAUCACUCUCCAUGACUUUCUUAUCUCAUCACACCAUGAGAGUGGCUUCAAAUCUAACCCAGACCUUAGAAAACGCUAGCUUUCUUGGUGUGUGCGAUGGAUUGUUGUGUGUGGCCAUCAAUGAAUGUGAAGCAACUACUUUCAAGGUCAUAAACCCAGCCACUAAACAAUCCAAGGUGUUGAUAAAGGAACCUCCAAACAAAGCCUCAUUGGGAUCUAAAUCUUAUCCUUCUUAUGGGUUUGCCUUUGACUCAAAAGUCAAUGACUACAAGUUGAUUAGGGUUACACUCGAGAAAACCGAGAUACUAACUUUGAGAGCCAACACUUGGAGACGUGUCCCCAUGACGAGCCACGGCACUAGUGUUAUGAAAAGAGUAAGGUUUUUGCAUGAUCAUUGGAGUAGAGCUGUGACAAAGAAAGCACUUUAUUGGACUGGAUUUAGAUUAGGGUUUUCGUAUAAGAUGUUCAUCAUUAUGUUUGAUCUUACUAGUGAAGAAUUCCAGGAUAUUGAUCUUCCGAAAAGUGAUAAUAAUAACAAUAAUGAUGACCGGAUUUAUAGAGGUGUUUCUCGUUGUUCUGUGUUCAGAGAUUGUCUUUCUGUGACUAUUAAUCAUGGGCGUUUUUCUAAUGAUAAUAAGGUUGUGGUGUGGGUGAUGAGAGAAGAUGGUGUUGAGAAAUGUUGGACUAAGCAGUACUGUUUUUCCAUGGAGCUCUCUGGUCUUUAUAUUCUUACAGUAGAUCAGUAUGUUAGGGAGGGAAUCAAAGACGAUGAUUAUUGGCCUUUUCAAAGUUGGGAUGGUGAAUUGGAUAUCUUCUCUACUAAACACUCUUUGUUCGAGAACUUCAUGUUACAUCCUAUUCUCAAAAAACACAACUUUAGUUAUAGAGAAAGUCUUGUUCCACUUAGUUAA